AUUCUGCAGCAGAUUGAGUUAGAUCUAAAGGCUACCCAGGCUUUGGUUCUGGCUCCCACUCGAGAAUUGGCUCAGCAGAUACAAAAGGUGGUCAUGGCAUUAGGAGAUUACAUGGGUGCCUCGUGUCAUGCCUGUAUUGGGGGCACCAAUGUGCAUGCUGAGGUACAGAAGCUGCAGAUGGAAGCUCCCCAUAUCAUCGUGGGAACCCCUGGCCACGUGUUUGAUAUGCUUAACUGCAGAUACCUGUCUCCCAAAUAUAUCAAGAUGUUUGUGUUAGAUGAAGCUGAUGAAAUGUUGAGCUGUGGAUUCAAGGACCAGAUAUAUGACAUAUUCCAAAAGCUCAACAGUAACACCCAGGUGGUUUUGUUGUCAGCCACAAUGCCUUCUGAUGUGCUAGAGGUGACCAAGAAGUUCAUGAGAGACCCCAUUCGGAUUCUUGUGAAGAAGGAAGAGUUGACCCUGGAGGGUAUCCACCAGUUUUACAUCAACGUGGAACAAGAGGAAUGGAAGCUGGACACGUUAUGUGACUUGUAUGAGACCCUGACCAUCACCCAGGCAGUCAUCUUCAUUAACACCCAAACGAAGGUUGAUUGGCUCACAGAGAAGAUGCAUGCCCGAGACUUCACUGUCUCUGCCAUGCAUGGAGAUAUGGACCAAAAGGAACAAGAUGUGAUCAUGAGGGAGUUCUGGUCUGGCUCCAGCAGAGUAUUGAUUACCACUGACUUACUGGCCAGAGGCAUUGAUGUGCAGCAAGUUUCGCUAGUCAUCAACUAUGAUCUUCCGACAAACAGGGAAAACUACAUCCACAGAAUCAGUCGUGGAGGCCGCUUUGGCCGUAAGGGUGUAGCUAUUAAUAUGGUGACAGAAGAAGACAAAAGGACUCUUCGAGACAUUGAGACUUUCUACAACACCUCCAUUAAAGAGAUGCCCCUCAAUGUUGCUGACCUCAUCUGAGAGGGCUGUCCUGCUGCCUAGCCCCAACCAGAGUUCAACCUUGGGUGGCUGAGGAGCAGCCAGAGGGGGGAGGGAAGGGAGCUGAGGGAUGGACAUCUUGUCAAUUUUUCUUUUUUUUUUUUUUUCC
Octodon degus (degu) is the source of this 1081-nucleotide messenger RNA. Its product is annotated as eukaryotic initiation factor 4A-I-like. The annotation marks the transcript as partial. Gene Ontology annotation, molecular function: RNA helicase activity; ATP binding; RNA binding. The record is from RefSeq and is a predicted model, not a curated record. The transcript has a single exon. NCBI's taxonomy places the organism in Eukaryota, Metazoa, Chordata, Mammalia, Rodentia, Octodontidae.